Fonsecaea erecta is the source of this 1656-nucleotide messenger RNA. RefSeq lists its product as hypothetical. The transcript has a single exon. Lineage: Eukaryota; Fungi; Ascomycota; Eurotiomycetes; Chaetothyriales; Herpotrichiellaceae. The coding region runs from base 1 to 1656 and encodes 551 amino acids. The record is from RefSeq and is a predicted model, not a curated record. Gene Ontology annotation, molecular function: arylsulfatase activity.
AUGUCACCAUCUCCUUCCACUAUUACGCCAUACCGCCGAACGCAGAAGAACAACCUAAUGGGCUCGAUAGACGGCUCGUCGCGGAAGAACAUCCUGUUCCUGAUCGCCGACGAUCUGGGAAAAUGCCUGGGCUGUUAUGGGGCGAAGGGGCUCCAGACACCCAACAUCGACAGGCUCGCGGCUAAUGGAACAGUGUUUGACCUCGCAUUCACCAGCACCGCCUCAUGCAGCGCCAGUCGCACAGUCAUGUACACGGGUCUGCACCCACACGAGAACGGGCAGUACGGCCUCGCAGGGGGCACGAGCCAUUUCCAGUCCUUCGACCACAUCCAGUCGGCACCCACACUGUUCAAUGCCCUGGGCUAUCAGACGGGCAUCGUGGGCAAAGUACAUGUUGGGCCCGCGGCCGUGUUCCCUUGGGAGUCGAGGGAGGAGAGCGAGACGAGGAAUGUCGCCUGGGCAGCAGAACGGGCGGAGGCAUUCUUCGAGCGGGCCAUCGAGACGAAGCGCCCAUUCUUCCUCACGGUCGGAUACGUCGACCCGCACAGAGACAUCACGACCCGGAGCGAGUUUGGCAAUGCUGAAACGUGUGAUGGCAAAUUUGUCGCCCCAGACGUCCAGCCCGAUCAAGUUGAGAUCCCGCCCUGGCUGACCGACCUGCCCGAGACACGGAUUGAAUACGUCGAAUACUACAAAGCCAUUGCACGGCUGGACUACGGUGUCGGGCUGGUCCUGGACGCCCUAGACCGUAAGGGCCUCGCAAGCUCGACCUUGGUCGUCCUGUGCAGUGACAACGGCCCUCCGUUCAUCAACUCGAAGACCACCCUCUACGACGCGGGGACACAGCUCCCGUUCAUCGUGCGUCUGCCGGGAAACUCACACCCCGGAACGCGGAAUCCCAACAUGAUAUCGUACAUCGACAUCCUACCCACAUUCCUCGACUGGGCGGGUGCACCGCUCGACUUCUGCGCCCCGAUCGAGGCUCCGGCCAAAGGCCAGGUGUGGACAAGAGAAACCAGACCACCGCCCCCGCCCCGCCGUCUCGGACAGUCCUUUCUACACAUUAUCGAGCGCUCCGACGUCCUGCCGGACGACCAGUGGCAGCACCACGUCUACGGGUCGCACACUUUCCACGAGAUCGCCAACUACUGGCCGACGCGGGUGGUGCGGGGCCGGCGCUUCAAGUACCACCGCAACAUCGCGUGGCAGCUGGAUUUCCCGUUCGCGUCGGAUCUGUACGCGAGCCUGACGCUGGAAGGUGUGCGGAGGAACCACAGAGGCCAAGCUCCGUCCGGCAAGCAGGAAGGUGUGGACGCGAACGUGCUGAUCGGCGCCCGCUCGCUCAAGCAAUACGUCCGCCGCCCCGCCGAGGAACUGUACGACCUGGACGCUGACCCUCUUGAGGUAUGCAACCUGGCUGACCAGCCCGCGCACGCGACCGUGCUGGCGCAGAUGCGGCGCACGUGCGAGGCCUGGCAGGACCAGACGCAGGAUCCGUGGCUGCUACGCGACGGCCAGAGCGUCAUGGCCCUGCGCCGGUACGCGGGCGAGAAGCUGCACAUGCCCCGGGCGUUUGACUUUGUGCUGGACUCGGCGGCGCUGGAGGGCCUGGAGCGGUACGCCGUCGACGAUCCGAGGUUGGUGCAGGGGACAUAG